GCUCGCUUUCUUUCUCUCCCAGCACAGAGAAGAAAACACAACAAAACAAAAAAGAAUCAAGCCAAACCAGCUUUAUUACGGACCGCCAUCAGAAUUCACAAGCUUUCUUACAUUUUUUUUGAAAAAAGUCACAAGCUUUCACUUUGAUCGGCGUCGAAUUUUCAUGGGGUAUUGGAAUUUACCCCCUUUUUUUUUUAUAUAAUUUUUCAGCGAAUAUAGGACUAACCCAGUGAGAAUUGAGUCAAACGGGGAGGACCCAAGUCAGCAGAAAUGGCGUCCGGCGGUCAGUCGUCGGGCACCAGCAAUAUCAAAGCUCACCACAACACGGAGUCUAUGAGCAAAGCCAUUGCUCAGUACACCGUCGAUGCUCGGCUGCACACGGUGUUCGAGCAGUCCGGCGAGUCCGGCAAGUCGUUCGACUACUCGCAGAGCAUGAAAACCACCAAAGAUUCGGUUCCGGAGCAGCAGAUUACGGCGUACCUGUCCAGGAUUCAGAGGGGCGGCCAUGUCCAACCGUUCGGGUGCAUGAUGGCUGUGGACGAAGCCACGUUUGGAGUCAUUGCGUACAGCGAGAACGGCCGUGACAUGCUCGACCUAACGCCGCAAUCAGUUCCUAUCCUUGAGAAGCCGGAGAUUCUCACAAUUGGGACCGACAUCCGUACGCUGUUCACGCCGUCGAGCGCGGUUUUGCUGGAGAAGGCAUUUGGCGCUCGGGAGAUUACGCUUUUGAACCCGAUUUGGAUCCACUCCAAGAUUUCUGGAAAGCCCUUCUAUGCAAUUUUGCAUAGGAUUGAUGUUGGGGUCGUGAUUGAUUUGGAGCCUGCAAGAACAGAGGACCCUGCGCUGUCGAUUGCCGGCGCGGUGCAGUCGCAGAAGCUGGCGGUGAGGGCGAUCUCGCAGCUGCAGUCACUGCCAGGCGGUGACAUUAAGCUUUUGUGUGAUACUGUGGUGGAGAGUGUGAGGGAGCUUACUGAUUAUGAUAGAGUUAUGGUUUAUAAGUUUCAUGAGGAUGAGCAUGGUGAGGUUGUGGCUGAGAGCAAAAGGCCUGACUUGGAGCCGUACAUUGGGCUGCACUACCCGGCCACGGAUAUUCCACAGGCGUCAAGGUUCUUGUUCAGGCAGAACCGGGUUCGAAUGAUAGUAGAUUGUCACGCCAAUCCGGUUAAUGUGAUUCAGGAUGAAGGGUUGAUGCAGCCUUUGUGCUUGGUCGGAUCCACACUAAGAGCCCCUCAUGGUUGCCAUUCCCAGUACAUGGCUAAUAUGGGGUCCAUUGCGUCAUUGGCGUUGGCCGUAAUCAUCAAUGGAACUGAUGAGGAAGCUCUUGGAGGGAGGAAUUCAAUGAGAUUAUGGGGCCUGGUUGUUUGCCAUCACACCUCCGCUCGGUAUAUUCCAUUUCCGCUUCGGUAUGCUUGUGAGUUUUUAAUGCAGGCCUUUGGACUUCAGUUAAAUAUGGAAUUGCAAUUGGCUUCACAAAUGUCUGAGAAACAUGUUUUAAGGACGCAGACUCUGUUGUGUGACAUGCUUCUGCGUGACUCCCCGACUGGCAUUGUCACUCAAAGUCCUAGUAUCAUGGACCUUGUUAAGUGUGAUGGUGCUGCACUCUACUACCAAGGGAGGUACUACCCGCUUGGUGUGACGCCUACCGAAGCCCAGAUAAAGGACAUUGUGGAAUGGUUGUUGGCUUUCCAUGGAAGUUCAACUGGUUUGAGCACAGAUAGUUUGGGUGAUGCCGGGUACCCUGGAGCUGCCUCUCUUGGUGAUGCAGUUUGUGGGAUGGCGGCUGCUUAUAGUACUAAAAGGGAUUUUCUGUUCUGGUUUCGAUCCCACACUGGGAAAGAGAUCAAAUGGGGUGGAGCAAAGCAUCAUCCAGAGGACAAGGAUGAUGGGCAGAGGAUGCAUCCACGCUCUUCAUUCAAGGCGUUUCUGGAAGUAGUUAAAAGCCGGAGUUUGCCAUGGGAGAAUGCAGAAAUGGAUGCAAUACACUCUUUGCAGAUUAUUUUGCGUGACUCGUUUAAGGACACGGAGACAAACCAUUCAAAAGCUGUUAUGCAGACCCAGCUUGGUGAUCUGGAGUUCCAAGGGAUCAAUGAGCUCAGCUCUGUAGCAAGAGAAAUGGUUAGGUUGAUAGAGACUGCAACUGCUCCCAUAUUUGCUGUCGAUAUUAAUGGCUGUAUAAAUGGGUGGAAUGCAAAGGUUGCAGAGUUGACCAGACUCUCAGUUGAGGAAGCUACCGGGAAGUCUUUGGUUCAUGAUCUCGUUUACAAAGAAUCUGAAGAAAUUGUUGACAAACUUCUGUCCCGCGCGUUAAAAGGUGAAGAAGAUAAGAAUGUGGAAAUCAAAAUGAGGACAUUUGGCCCAGAGCAUGAUAACAAGCCUGUUUUUGUUGUGGUUAAUGCUUGCACUAGCAAGGAUUACGCUAAUAACAUAGUUGGAGUUUGCUUUGUUGGUCAGGAUGUUACUGGUCAAAAAGUAGUAAUGGACAAAUUCAUAAAAAUACAAGGUGAUUACAAGGCCAUUGUUCAUAGCCCCAAUCCUUUGAUCCCACCCAUAUUCGCUUCAGAUGAUAACACCUGUUGCUCGGAAUGGAACACUGCCAUGGCAAAGCUCACUGGGUGGAGCCACGGAGAAAUCCUUGGAAAAAUGUUGGUUGGAGAGGUCUUCGGCAGUUGCUGUCGUAUCAAGGGUCCAGAUGCUAUGACAAAAUUCAUGAUUGUCUUGCACAAUGCCAUCGAAGGGCUAGACACAGAUAAAUUCCCCUUUUCAUUCUUUGACCGGAAUGGGAAAUAUGUACAAGCUCUCUUGACAGCAAAUAAGAGGGUGAAUACAGAAGGUCAGGUUAUUGGAGCUUUCUGCUUUUUGCAGAUUGCUAGUCCAGAACUGCAUCAGGCUCUUAAUGUUCAGAGGCAACAGGAAAAGGAAUGUUUAUCUAGGAUGAAAGAAUUGGCUUACAUUUGCCAGGAAGUAAAAAAUCCUUUAAGCGGUAUACGUUUUACUAACUCACUUUUGGAGGCUACAGACUUAACUGAAGAUCAAAGGCAGUUUCUGGAGACUAGUGCUGCUUGUGAGAAGCAAAUUUUGAAGAUUAUAAAAGAUGUAGAUCUGGAUAGUAUUGACAAUGGAUCACUGCAGCUUGAGAAGGCAGAAUUCUUACUUGGGGGUGUCAUAAAUGCUGUUGUUAGCCAAGUAAUGUUAUUGAUGAGAGAAAGAGAUCUACAGUUGAUUCGGGAUAUUCCUGAAGAAAUCAAAACAUUGGCUGUUUAUGGUGAUCAAGUGAGAAUUCAGCAGGUCUUGGCUGAUUUCUUAUUGAAUAUGGUACGUUAUGCACCCUCUCCUGAAGGCUGGGUGGAGAUUCAUGUUCUUCCAAUCUUGAAGAAAGUACCUGAUGGAAUCACUCUGGUUCGUACUGAAUUCAGGUUGGUAUGCCCUGGUGAAGGUCUUCCUCCUCAAUUAGUUCAAGACAUGUUCCAUAGCAGUCAAUGGAUGACUCAGGAGGGGCUAGGACUGAGCAUGUGCAGAAAGAUUUUAAAGCUCAUGAAUGGUGAUGUCCAAUAUAUCAGAGAGUCCGAAAGAUGUUAUUUCUUAAUUACUCUCGAGCUUCCUAUGCCUCGGAGACCUACAAAUAGUAGUGACUAGCUGAUCAAACUUCCAAGAAUUUACAGUUUCAACAGGGGAUGCUUCUUAUCCCAAGAACAAACUGCACAGGCACCACCAAAACUGCCGGAUUCUUUUUUACUGUACUAAACAGAACAUAUUUCUUCCCACUUUAGCAAGCGACCCAAGACUGGCGUUGGACAACACCAAUUCAGCUCACCAAGACAUUCGAGCAAGGUAUAGCAGGUAGCCUAAGUGCAGUCUUAAUGAUUUCUCUAAUGCAGUUAAGCCAAACCUUACUGCAUUAAUGCGCUGCUGUGUGUUAUUCAUGGAAAAGGACCGAGAGGGUGCAUUCAAAGGCUCUUCUUGUAGUACUUCUUCCACGCAUGUAUUCUACUCCAUUGUUUGUACUAAAUCGUUUUACACCACUUGUUCUCAAGUGUCUGCGACGAAAGCGUUUUGGUCUUUUCCCUUUAAAUGUAUAAAUCUUCUCCUGUGUAAUAAAGCUGAUGGUCCUCUUCUAGCUGCUGGGUAAAUGUAACAUAAAUUGACUGACGUUAUGUUAUUUAAUUCAUAUAUGAAAUGGUGAUGGGGUGAGUGGAUUGAUGUUUGAGA
Malus domestica (apple) is the source of this 4206-nucleotide messenger RNA. Its product is annotated as phytochrome B-like. Gene Ontology annotation, molecular function: photoreceptor activity; phosphorelay sensor kinase activity; protein homodimerization activity. Gene Ontology annotation, biological process: regulation of DNA-templated transcription; red, far-red light phototransduction; detection of visible light. The record is from RefSeq and is a predicted model, not a curated record. NCBI's taxonomy places the organism in Eukaryota, Viridiplantae, Streptophyta, Magnoliopsida, Rosales, Rosaceae.